AUGCCCGUUCCUGAAAGGGCACCCCUCCAUCGGAUCUAUCACUAUGGACUAUUGAGUCUCCUCUUCCUCCACACAUCCACCGCAGCGGGGAGAUCCAGCAACGAGCAACGCGCAACAGCAAAUCCAGGCUACACUUAUGGCCAAGCUGUGCCAGUGACAUGUCUGAACCGGACGAUUGACUCCGGCGAACACAUCACCGACCCCCUCGGCAACCUCCAAUACAUCCCCUUUCCAACAUGCAACGAAACCUCCCAGCCCUUAUCUCUGCACUACGGCGUCGCCGAACAGACUCUAACAUGCACCAUUGCCUCCCUCCCCGAUGAACUCUACCAUCUCCUAGAGUACUACGUCCACUCGGACGUCCCCAUGACAUGUCGCGUCCCCACUGCGCCCCUUCUCUCUUCAUCCUCUCCGGACAUCGACAUCAUCGAUACCAUUGACGCCACCGGCGAACAAGCCUACACGCCCAUCACCUUCGCCAUCCAGGGCACUCUGCAGCUAAGCCAUCUGCACAUAUGGACUGAUAUGAACGUGCUUGUGCAUAACAUGGCUAGUACGGAGAAGAAGAAGCGCAAGGACCCGGGAUAUGUUGUUGCGGGCACGGCGUACAGUGUGCCCGAGUUUGAUAAUCGUGGGGCGAGGGAGCCUUGGACGGAGGGACAUGGGACGAAGGUUGUGAGGGGUGAGCCGUUGACGUUUCGGUUUAGUGUCAAGUGGGUGGAGGGAGGGAGGGGCAUUGGGUGGCCUUCUUCUGAUGGUGGGUAUGGGGAGGAGGGGAGUUGUGGGGGCUGGUUCUCCAGGUUGAUGUUCUUUGGGUUUGCUGCGGCCAUCGGGGCUGUUGCGGCAGUCUAUUGGGAGAGGGUGUAUGGACGGGGACGGGGACGGGGAGAGGGAAUUCUGGGUGUGACUGGUGGUGGUGGUGGUAGGAAGGGGUUCGGGGCGAAUGGGAAUGGGGUGAGGAUGAAUGGGUAUGGAGGGUAUUCGCCUGCUGCUGUGGGAGGAACUGGUGGUGGUAGUAGUGUAGGAGGGUAUGGGUAUGGAGGGUAUAUGAGUGGGAAGAGGGAUUGA
Messenger RNA from Aspergillus welwitschiae, 1068 nucleotides. RefSeq lists its product as uncharacterized. Lineage: Eukaryota; Fungi; Ascomycota; Eurotiomycetes; Eurotiales; Aspergillaceae. Bases 1 to 1068 code for a protein of 355 amino acids. The transcript has 3 exons. The record is from RefSeq and is a predicted model, not a curated record.